This is a messenger RNA of Rodentolepis nana, 3183 nucleotides long. The record is from the annotation of a GenBank genome assembly. Lineage: Eukaryota; Metazoa; Platyhelminthes; Cestoda; Cyclophyllidea; Hymenolepididae.
UUGCUCACUGAGAAUGACCAGUCGACAAAGAAACUUUGUGAUCGUUUCUCUAAAGGCGUCGAAAAACUGGACGAUGCGUCGAGUCAAGUCAAAGAACUCAAUGAGAAACUAGUGAUUCAGCGAGAAGCAGUUGAGGAAAAGACGAAGGCUUGUGAGACUCUUCUCAGUAAUAUACUUGAAAGCCAAAACAUUGCUACAGAAAGCCAUGCUCAGUCCUCACAAAAAGCGAAGGAAAUGGAGACCCAGUCAAAAGAAAUUGAAAAUGAAAAGAAAGAAGCGGAAAUCGCUUUGUCUAAAGCCCUGCCUGCAUUGGAACAGGCCCGUGCUGCUCUCAGUGAAUUGGAUAAGAAUGAUGUGACAGAAAUCAGGUCCUUCGUGAAACCUCCUCAACCUGUUCAAGUUAUUUCUGAGUGUAUUUGUGUAUUCAAAGGAAUGAGUGACGUUUCUUGGAAAGCUGCAAAAGGAAUGAUGGCGGAUACAAACUUCUUGCAGUCCCUUCAGGCAAUGGAUAUGAACUCUAUCGGGUCUAAGCAGUUGUCAACUGUGAAAGAGCAUUUGAUUAGUUCAAAAAUUACCAUGGAACAAAUGCGAAUAGUGAGCAAGGCUGGAGCGGGGUUCUUGAGGUUCGUUCAUGCCGUUUUGGAAUACUGCGAAGUUCUCCAAGAUGUGCGUCCAAAGCGUGAGAAAGUGGCAAAACUGGAGAAGUUAUUUUCCCAGAAUGAGCGUGAUCUCGAUCGAAUAAAACGUAAACUCGCCAGAGUGGAAGAAGACGUCAGGAGAUACAACGAGAAACUCGCCACAGCUAAGGAAGAGCAAGCAGCUCUUCAGGAAGAAACUAAAAUUAUGGAACGCCGUUUAGAAGCUGCUGACAAGCUAUUCAAUGGCCUCGGAUUAGAGUCCGUUCGGUGGCGAGAGGAGAUUGAGACGCUCAAAAAGAAACGGCAAAAUCUUUUGGGAGACUGCUUAGUUUCCGCGGCCUUCCUAACUUAUAGUGGACCAUUCUUCUACAAUCUUCGUCAAAGAAUGCUUCACGAUGACUGGCUUCCAGAUAUUUCGAGACGAGGAAUUCCUAUCUCGGAAGACUUUAAAUUUAAUCACCUUCUGACGGAUGAAGUUACUGUUGCAAAUUGGAACGCUUGUGGACUUCCAGGCGAUGAACUAAGUGUCCAGAAUGGAAUUCUAACCACCCGCGCAUCUCGAUUUCCACUUUUCAUUGAUCCUCAGCAACAAGCAUUGAAGUGGCUCAAGACUAUGGAAGAAAAGAACAAACUCCGAGUUGCAACCUUUAAUGAUCCUGAUUUCUUGAAAUAUCUAGAACUAGCCAUUAAGUAUGGCACGCCAUUCUUGUUGGAAGAUGUUUACGACCACAUCGAUCCAAUUAUUCAAAAUGUGCUUUCGAAAAAUAUCCUCGUAGAGAAGAACAGAUCGUAUGUCAUGUUAGGUGAUAAAAAAGUCGAAUAUGAUCCAAAUUUCCGGUUAUAUCUAAACACGAAAUUGUCAAAUCCCGCAUACGGACCGAAGGUAUUUGGAAAUGCAACUGUGAUAAACUGUACAAUAACGGAGGAAGCAUUGCAAAAUCAACUUCUUGAUGUUAUUGUGAAACAUGAACAAAGCGGUUUGGAAGAAAAGAAGAAUAUGCUAAUUCAUACCAUAAGUGACAACAGAAAGAUUCUAAAGAAAUUGGAAAGCAAUCUCUUGCUGAAUUUCACCCUCAGUACUGGAAACAUCUUGGACAAUGAAGAACUAAUCAAUACCAUGGAAGAAACAAAACACAAAGUCACCGACACCGCGGAAAAGCUUGUUCUUGCAGCCAAAACUUCAGCUGAGAUAGAAGCACUGACCUGUGCCUACAGACCAGCAGCGAAAAGAGGCGCCUUGUUAUUCUUCAUUCUAACCGACAUGGCCACCAUUAGCCCAAUGUAUCAGUUCGCACUGGCUGCGUACACGAAACUAUUUGAGACAGUUCUACAACGAAGUGCGCCUGACACAGUAUUGAAGAGAAGAUUAACGAAUAUCAUCACUAAAAUUACCGAAGCGGGAAACGUAGCUGUUGAGUGUGAGACUCAAAAAUGUCCAGUUUCUUGGCUUACAAAUUCUAAUUGGAGAGAUCUUCAACGUUUAGAGGAAAUUCUGCCCAUACAGUUUAAAGGACUCACCAAAAGCUGGUACUCUUUAAGCAAUCUAGAGGAUGAACCUCCGCCAUAUUUUGAGAUGGUUACGAGUUUUCAAAAACUCUGCCUUCUCCGUUGUUUCCGAUUGGAUAGAAUCUGUCGGGCGGUUGAAAACUUUGUGGCUGAAAUACUCGGCAACAACUGCAUGUCUUCCAGCGAGUCAAGUUUGGCCACUGUAUAUGAACAGAGUCAUCCUGAAACUCCCAUUGUAUUCAUUCUAUCGCCUGGUUCAGAUCCUACUGAGAGUUUGAAGAAAUUCGCCAAAUCACAUUUGGAUCUUGAUCCUUCGAUCAAUUUAAAAUUCCUUUCAAUGGGACAAGGCCAAGAGACGUCUGCUUUAAAGCUAUUUAAAUUGGCUUCUGCUGAUGGUUCAUGGUUGAUAUUGCAAAAUUGUCAUCUUCUAGUGAAAUGGAUUCCUCAACUAAAGAAAUCUAUCGAGAGUACGAAAAAAUUUCAUCCAAAUUUCCGACUUUGGAUCACAACUGAACCAUCACCAGAUUUCCCGAUAGAUUUCCUCCAGCUGUCUCUCAAAGUUGUCACUGAGCCGCUUCUGGGUUUAAAGAGGAAUCUUAGAGCAACAUUCUUGGAGAUUCCAGCCUCCAAGUUCGUUGAAUGUCAACAUCCAGCCUUUUCAACCCUAGCUUAUACACUAUCUUUCUUCCAUGCCGUAGUUCAAGAACGCCGACAAUAUGGGAAGCUGGGAUGGAACGUACCCUAUGAUUUUAACCUCUCCGAUUUCCAUGCAAGCUUAGCAGUUAUAGUAGAUCAAAUGAAAUCGACAAGGUUAGAAUCAGAAAUAUCAUGGGGAAGUUUGAGAUAUCUCAUUGAUGAAGUGAUGUAUGGGGGGCGCGUAAUCGAUGAAUUUGAUAGGCGAGUUCUGCGGACCUACAUACAUGAGUACUUUGGGGAGUUUCUUUUUGACAAAUGUCAGUAUUUUCACUUCUAUGCGAACAAGAGGAUCGUUUAUGGCAUUCCUUCUGACGUCUCGAGGGAGGGCAUUAUAAGUAAGUAA